Molecule: messenger RNA, 641 nt
Organism: Lactuca sativa (garden lettuce)
Lineage: Eukaryota; Viridiplantae; Streptophyta; Magnoliopsida; Asterales; Asteraceae
Source: RefSeq, a predicted model, not a curated record
GUUUUUGCCCUUGUUUACAUUUCAUUCAUAAACCAGGUUCCAGCUGAUGGGAUUUCAUUUCUGGUUACUCUCUUUCUAUUGAUGAAUCAAGUAUGACUGGCGAGAGUCACACUGUUGAUUUAAUGGCUGGGUGCAAGGUGGCUGAUGGCUGUAGUACUAUGAUGGCUUAUAUUUGUGGGAAUAAAAAUGAUCCACCAAAUGACACGUCAGCAUUACAUCCAAAGAUUGUAUCUCUUCUUGUUGAAAGUGUAGCUCACAAUACAACUGACAGUGUAUUUUCCCCUGAGGGAGGCAGAGAUGUUGAGGUUUCUGGAUCUCCAACAGAGAAGGCCAUACUUCAAUGGGGGGUUAAGCUUGGAAUGAAUUUUGAUGUCGUGAGGUCAGAGUGUUCAGUUAUUUAUGCAUCCCCAUUCAACUCCGAGAAAAAACGAGGUGUUGUUGCAGUCAAACGGAUAAUUGUAUGGAAGCAGUCUCUCUACCUUCUCCUUUCCGAAAAUAGUUUGUGUUUUAUGUAUGUUGUUAUUUGGAUUAGGAAGAUUUGUUUUUCGAGUUUGACUCAUGUUAAUAAAAUAACAAUUAAAUGUGAUUUAUUUUGAAUAUUAGUAUAAUUAUUUCAUGAAAUGGAUUGUUUUGUUAUAUAA